Gongylonema pulchrum is the source of this 1320-nucleotide messenger RNA. The record is from the annotation of a GenBank genome assembly. NCBI's taxonomy places the organism in Eukaryota, Metazoa, Nematoda, Chromadorea, Rhabditida, Gongylonematidae.
AUGGAUUUUUUUUUCCAGUACAUUGAUCCGCGUGAUUCCGAGAAAUUGUCGCAAGCUGAAUUGGUUGUAAUCGAUGAAGCAGCAGCUAUCCCACUUCCAAUUGUCAAGAAGCUAAUCUCCGGACCAUAUCUUGUUUUCCUGGCCUCGACAAUUAAUGGUUAUGAAGGAACCGGUCGUUCUCUCUCGUUAAAAUUACUUCAGCAACUCCGUGAACAAGCGGCUGGUUUGCUGAAAAAUGACAAGGGUGAUCAAAUAAUGGCACCUGUGAAAGGUUUAGCAUUUUUUUUUCGUCUAAGGCUGAAUUUUAGUAUUUUUUCGUCUAAGGUUGAAGCUUGGUUGAAUCGUGUGUUAUGCUUGAAUGCCUGUGAUGCACAUCGUUUGGUAUCCGGAAUGCCGCCGCCCAAAGAUUGCGAAUUAUUAUACGUUAAUCGCGACACACUGUUUUCAUUCCACAAAGCGUCAGAAACAUUUCUGCACAGUAUUAUGGCCAUAUACGUUUCGGCACAUUACAAAAACUCGCCCAACGAUCUGCAGAUGCUAUCGGACGCACCAGCGCAUCAUUUAUUUGUUUUGGUCGGGCCACUCAGUGACACACAGGCACAGCUUCCUGAGGUCUUAGCAGUAAUACAAAUUGCGAUGGAGGGAGCACUUUCUUCGUCAACAGUAUCGGAUAAUAUGAAACGAGGGAGAAGGGCAGCUGGUGAUUUGCUUCCGUGGACAAUAUCUCAACAGUUUAUGGCAAGGCCAGAAAAGCCAAAAAAUCGUUUAAUUGGCCCUACUGAUUUGCGCAUAUGUUCAUUGGAUUUUGAUAAAAAUAUUAUGUUUCAGGAUAAAGAUUUUCCAACUCUUUGUGGAGCUCGAAUUGUACGGAUAGCGGUUCAUCCCGAUUUCCAGUCACUAGGCUAUGGUUCCAGAGCACUUGAGCUUCUCCAGGAAUAUUUCCAAGGCGUCGUGCCAUGCCUGAAAGAAGAUCAAGAAGAAUUUGAAAGAAAAGCCAGAGCGAAACAGAUUGAAAAUCCUGAAUCGUUGGUGCUUUUGGAAGAGGUGGUUGAACCACGAACUGAUUUGCCACCACUUUUGCAUCGGCUGAGUGAACGGCGUGCUGAAAAGCUGGAUUAUCUCGGUGUUUCAUUUGGCUUGUGUGUACCUUUGCUGAAAUUUUGGAAACGAGCCGGCUUUGUACCGGUCUAUGUCAGGCAAUCAGCGAAUGAUCUCACUGGUGAACAUACAUGUAUUAUGCUGAAAUAUAUGAAUCAAGGUAGUUUUUUGAAGGUUCGGUGCUUCAUGAUUUCCCCGAAAAUGUGUUCAGUUGAAAUUUGA